Messenger RNA from Alternaria arbusti, 1029 nucleotides. RefSeq lists its product as uncharacterized. The transcript has 2 exons. The record is from RefSeq and is a predicted model, not a curated record. Lineage: Eukaryota; Fungi; Ascomycota; Dothideomycetes; Pleosporales; Pleosporaceae. The coding region runs from base 1 to 1029 and encodes 342 amino acids.
AUGGAUUCCGUUGAGCUCGAAGAACCCUAUGACGAGGAAGGCAAUUUUAGCUAUGGCCAUAGCCAGGACGACCUCGACAACGAUUACACAGGCAGUGGGGAUGAACAAAGUGGUGAGGACCGAUAUGCCAACAGUGAAAGCAAUGAGAGCGACGAAGCUCCCGAUGACGCUUCAGCAAAUGAUACGGAAGGUGAGCUUAGUGACAGUGUGAUUAGCGAAGAUCUUUCGAUGUCAGCAAGCGAUGACGACGAGGAAGACGAAGACGAGGAAGAUGGAGAACUAGAGACAGGUAGCAUGGAAAGCGAUGUUAGUGGCUCAGACCAAGAGGACGAUGAGGAGGUGAAUGACACGGAAAGCGAUGUCAGUGGCUCAGACCAAGGGGAUGAUGAGGAGGUAAAUGACACGGAAAGCGACGAUAUCAGCUCGGAUAGCGAGGCAGUAUCGAUCGAAGAAGAGAUCAUCGACCCAGUGAGCGAAGAGAGCGGCUCGGAUAGUGAAGCAGAUGAUUUGAUUGGAGAGGGUGCUGGGGAAAACACCACAGUAGAGUCUAUGGGAUCUAGCGUAACUGCAAGUCACGUACCCAGCAAGAAAAAGCGGAAGCCUACGGUCCUUGAGAUGGAGGGAUCUGCAAUCCAAGUCCCCGCCAACACCAAACAGCAGUUCAACAGCAAGGCCAGCGGUACGAAGUCAUCCAAGAACGACGCAAUUCGCUCUCAUCCUCGACCACCCCCCGUAUCUUUCAGCGACACAGAAGAGACAUGGAUCCCUACCAGCUUCUCCAACCCCCCUAAGGUUUUUCUCAAUGGCAUCUUCGCUGGAGUGAUGAUGCAGAGGCGAAAAUCUACAACAAGCGUAUUUGAUCAUGCAUCGCAUGCAAUCAUCGGCUUCAGUAUGUCAAAAGAGCAAGGUAAGCGGUAUGAGGAGGCUGGGAUGAAGAAGUACAAGGCGGCCAAGGAUGGUUUUACACUGUGGUGGAAGCCUUACACGCCAUCGGCGGACUACUUUGAUAGGGCAGACGAAGUUGAGUGA